Messenger RNA from Neltuma alba, 1623 nucleotides. RefSeq names its product F-box/LRR-repeat protein At5g63520-like. NCBI's taxonomy places the organism in Eukaryota, Viridiplantae, Streptophyta, Magnoliopsida, Fabales, Fabaceae. Gene Ontology annotation, biological process: protein polyubiquitination; positive regulation of proteasomal ubiquitin-dependent protein catabolic process. Bases 1 to 1623 code for a protein of 540 amino acids. The transcript is spliced from 11 exons. The record is from RefSeq and is a predicted model, not a curated record.
AUGGGUCGAGUUGAAAAGCAUCGUUUGAAGGCGAAACCAAUCCUAACCCGCCAAGUGUGGGAGCUGAGACAUGGAGAGCAGGGAAGCAGCCCCGAUCUAUGGGUGCAAAGAGGACAUUCUUCACAACAUUCUGGACAGACUACCAGCCUCAACCUUCGCAAAUGCCGCUUGUGUCAGCAAAACUUGGCAUCGAAUCUGCUCUCAUUUCCUCUCACGUCCCAUGCUUGCUUCAGCCCUUUCAUUGAUCCUUCUCUUCUUGGGGCUGUUGAAGAGGUCACUGAGAAGGUUCUGAGCAAGCCAAUUCGUCCACACUUUGCCAUAGCUUGCAUCAGUGAACAAUUCGGCUUAAGAGCCGCUCACCUUCUUUUGAGUCAAAGGCUGGGAAGCAAGACUCCUUUAGUCACUCACAUUGGGAAUGGAGUGAUGGGAACGGAAGCUCUCACAAAUCAACUUCGAGAAGUGAAAUGGGAUUACUUUGAUUACCAAGGCCCUCAUCCUCGCGAGGCUAAUGGAUUUAGUGAUGUUAAUCGAGGCAUGGUUUUGGUGGUUGGAUAUGUUCCUGGUCUCAAAGUGGAUGCAAUACCGUUGAUUCACCCAAAGAAUGAUCCUGGAAUCAGCAUGGUUGAUGAGUUCGUGAGACACAUCAAGGCCUUUGCUUACUCUGUCUUUGGAAAUCACCCACCUGCUGCUAUCAUAAUAUUUGGAGAUCGUAAAAGUGACAUUAACAACAUUAUGGCAACAAUGGAUCAAGCAAUAGGAAAAGAAACAGUGAUGGCUGGGGAUGGUGGAGGCUGCUUUCUGUUCAACAGUCGGAAUUACACAAUUAAUCUUCCUCCUGAUUUAUACGCACUCGAUGCCGUCGCCCUCGUAUUCGCCAAAGACAGUCACAAGUCUCCUGACGUAGGAGAGACUAGGUUUCAUGUGGCAAUGGCAGGGGGUUUAGUGCCAUUUGGGCCGAGGUUUGAGGUGAUCGAUGUACUCGUCAAAGGUGACAUCAAAUGGACUUGCUUCUCUGCUCUCAUGGAAGGAUUCAAUACGAUAUUGACUUUUGAGGCCGUCAUAGAAACCCUCCUUGAAACAGUGAGUGACAGGCAUCCUGAUUUGUACAUAGGCGUGUCACAUGGAAGAAGGUAUUACUCAGGCAAUAGAAGACUGAUCAAGAAAGUAUCAGAAUCCACCUUGUUCCAUCAAGUGAUUGGGGGAGAUGGAGAGUACUUUGUGGUGGAAGGAGUAGGGGUGAGGGCAGGAGACACGUUUCUGUUCUACCACAGAGAUAUGGAAACUGCACGAACCACAAGUGAAAUUGCAUUUGAGAAUCUGACAAGGCUGAAGCAGAGUUUCAUGGGAAGUGAAGAAACUGUUGUUGGUGGGUUAAUAUUUGCUUGUGCUUCUCGAGGCCAAUCUUACUUUGGAACAUCUAAUACUGAUAUCUACCCGUUUUAUGCCAACUUCCCAAGUGUUCUGGUCGCCGGAAUAUUCUGCAAAGGAGAGAUUGGACGCUGUUCUUCAUCUUCUUCAAGCUUUGUGAAAUCCCAUGAGUGCGAAGAACAGGCCCCUCCUCAUUGCCCUGUUCAUGCUUCCAGUGCUGUCUAUUUGGCUCUCUCCUAUCUUCCUCCUCCGUGA